UUCAAAAUCAAUUGAUCAACCUAAUACAUUUCAUGCAAAAAGUUUUGGUCCACACUUAUCUCAAUAACGGAAUGGUCAAGUGCUGACCUGAAGCACAAUUUGACAGUUGCUGCUGAAGUAGUCUACAGUACUAAACUUCUCAUCGCCCUUUCUUGGCGCUCUCAUUGCCUUAUUUACCUGACAAAGCGGUGAAUUCAAAAUCCAGGCAAAUUUUGCAGAUUCCAUUUUGCCGUAAUCCGAAUGUACUUGUUCCUUCGAUGGCAGGUUUAGGGUUCUCUAUCGGAAUGGUGGAUUCUGCUAUGAUGCCUCACAUGGGUUAUUUGGUGGACCUGCGCCAUACGUCGGUUUACGGCAGCGUGUAUGCCAUAGCAGACGUGGCAUUUUGUCUGGGGUUUGCUGUUGGGCCGUCUUUGAGUGGAACGAUAGUGAAAGCAGUUGGAUUUUCAUGGAUGCUUUGGGGGAUGGCAAUAACUGUAUUCCUGUUCGCGCCGCUGAUGUAUUUCCUGCGUAACCCACCCGCUGUCAAAGAGGAGAAGAUGGCACUUAUCAUGAACGACAAAUGCCCGGUCCAGUAUGUGACCUACGCCCAAAACCAAAAGAGUGCGGAUAAUUCGGAUGAUGAGCCAGAAACCAUGGAAUCCUACAACGAUUAUUAACAUCUGGCGUAGCUUUAGGGGCGAUCCAGUACCUUAAACUAGAUAUUUAUUGAAGCGUACCGCCCGUUAUCAGACAAUUGCAUGGGCGAAUUUGGUCGUAUUUUAAUGAAUUAUUAGCAUGGACUGUAAGAAUGUAGAUGGGAGUAACAUCACUUGUAUUUGUAGAUAAGUAUUUCAUUUUCCGGUAGGACGGGCAGUAUCUAUGGAGAGGGUAACUAGGAUUCAGUGUUCAGAUACUUUUGCAACAAAGUAAUUAUGUGGUGAAGGGAUUUACUGACCAAUCGCACAAAUGUUUAAUGUUCAAGUAUAGAUGCCUUUCCUUGCUUCCAGCUAUCCUGUCUAUGAAAGGAAUAAACAAAUUGCAAAUUUUAUCAUGUUUUAUCAAUUAAAAUUUGAAAAAAAAAUCCACUUAAAAUUGAGGCAAGUCAAGGAAAAAAAUUAAUUGAACGGUUUUGUUCAUCUGGUAUAUGAUAUUGACAAAAGA
Molecule: messenger RNA, 1140 nt
Organism: Lingula anatina
Lineage: Eukaryota; Metazoa; Brachiopoda; Lingulata; Lingulida; Lingulidae
Product: synaptic vesicular amine transporter
Biological process (GO): xenobiotic transport; aminergic neurotransmitter loading into synaptic vesicle; transmembrane transport
Cellular component (GO): terminal bouton; synaptic vesicle membrane
Molecular function (GO): serotonin:sodium:chloride symporter activity; xenobiotic transmembrane transporter activity
Source: RefSeq, a predicted model, not a curated record